Anopheles maculipalpis is the source of this 14168-nucleotide messenger RNA. It is a transcript of the gene mgl, whose product is annotated as low-density lipoprotein receptor-related protein 2. Bases 1 to 14079 code for a protein of 4692 amino acids. The record is from RefSeq and is a predicted model, not a curated record. Lineage: Eukaryota; Metazoa; Arthropoda; Insecta; Diptera; Culicidae. Gene Ontology annotation, molecular function: protein binding; calcium ion binding. The transcript is spliced from 15 exons.
AUGGAGUUGUCAACGCCGGACGACGGGAGUGGAGGUUGGCGACCGCGAUGGAGGAGGAUGGUCCGUGGGGGAGUCUCGAGGACACCGAGCUGGGUGAUACUGCCGCUCGUGGCGUGCGUCUACUUGACCAGUACAAUCCACGCCGAGUCAUUAUUAGGAAUAGGUGGCAGUAUAUUUAGUAAUGAAACAGACGUGCCAUGUCCGUUCGGAACGUUCAAGUGCCCCGAGGGAAAGUGUAUACCGCAGACGUCGGUCUGCAACUAUCAGAAGGACUGCGAUAAGGGCGAGGACGAGCUAAACCAUUGUCCACCGCCGGAAUGUGAACCAGGACAGAUCAGCUGCGGACAGUACGUGUUUAACAAGACGUACUGCAUACCACCGCACUACAAGUGCGACAUGACAAUCGAUUGUGUCGACGGUACGGACGAGUCCGACUGCACGUACCGUAAGUGCCAACAGGACGACAUCCGUUGCGGUACACCCUCACUCGGCGUUUCGUUGAAUGGGCGCGUGGCCGAGAUCUGUGUGCCGAAGGAGAAGCGUUGCGACGGCUAUCUCGAUUGCCGAACGGGCAAGGACGAGGAAGGAUGUACCGGGACGGCAUGCCGGUUGGAUCAGUUCCGCUGUGCGAACGGUGUGCGGUGUAUCGACACGUCACUCAAGUGCAACCACAAGAACGAUUGUGGCGACAACUCGGACGAAGUGGGAUGCAAUUUCCCACCAUGUCACGGGGGUCAGUUCCGUUGCGCGAAUGCGCUCUGCAUCCCGGCCACGUUUCACUGUGACGGUUACCAUGACUGUUCGGACGAGAGUGAUGAGGCAAACUGUACGGCAAUUGCCUGUCCGGACAAUAAGUUCCUGUGUCCGCGUGGUGGCCCGAACGGGCAGGCCAAGUGCAUUGUCAAGUCGAAGCUGUGCGAUGGUAAACGAGACUGCGAGGAUGGAACUGACGAGGAAACGGCUUGCUCGACAACUUCAUGUCCGGCACUGGGCUGUGAGCACAAGUGUGGUCCAUCGUUGACGGGUGGCGUUUGCUACUGUCCGGUAGGGCGUACACUAUCGCCAGACAAUCGGACCUGCGCAGAUCUGGACGAGUGUACGGUGUGGGGCCACUGCGAUCAACUAUGCACCAACACGGACGGUUCGUUCUCGUGCGCGUGCGCAACCGGUUACACGCUGAUGGAGAAGACACGGUGCGUCGCACCGACCGCCUCGAGCCUGGAGCUGUUCUUUGCGUACGAUCGUGCGAUACUGCGAAUGAGUGCGCAUGGGCAGGAUUCGCGCAUCAUCGCCAACGCAACCGGUGCGAGCGGGCUGUCCUAUCACUACGCCAAGAAUCUGCUGUACUGGUCGGACAUAAAGACGCGCAAGGUGCAGUCACAGGUGCUGGUGGAUGGGGGCUUUGGUGGACAUGAUUUUUCACUGCCCGGAACCUGGGCUCCGGUGGCGAUUGCGAUUGAUUGGGUCGGCGACAAGCUGUACGUGGCGGAUCUGGUCGGGCAGAAGGUGGAUGUGUUUGAGCUGGACGGUCGUUGGCAUGCGGUUGUACUCGGUUCGAAUCUAACCAGUCCCGCUGAUCUAGCGCUGGAUCCAACCGCUGGUUUGAUGUUCGUUGCCGACGGUAGCCACGUGCUCCGCGCCCAUAUGGAUGGUACGCACGCGAAAUCGAUCGUAUCGGAAGCAGCGUACAAAGCGUCCGGUGUAGCGGUGGAUGUCAUUGCCCGGCGCGUGUUCUGGUGUGAUUCACUGCUCGACUACAUCGAAUCGGUAAGCUACGAGGGUGAACGGCGUGUGAUGAUAUUGCGCGGUCAGCAGGUCCCGAGCCCAUCCCGGUUGGCGCUGUUCGAGAAUCGUGUGUUUUGGUCGGACGCAACCAAGCAGGGCAUCAUGUCGGUGGACCGGUUCGAGGGUUCCUCCAGCAUACAGUCAAUUUUCAAGGCGAAAGACAUCCGCGAACCGAGAGCACUGAUUGCAGUGCAUCCGCUAACCCAGCCGAAAGUUUCGAACCCGUGCGGCACCAACAAUGGCGGCUGUUCGCAGAUGUGUGUCGUAACCGCGGUACAGGGUGCACCAUCCGGGCUUGGGUAUCGCUGUGCCUGCCACACGGGCUGGCAGCUGUCGAAGGAUUUGAUGAACUGCCGACUGGUGCGACAGUUUUUGAUGUACUCGCAGCAACGCUUCAUCAAGGGUAAGGUGCUCGAUCCGGUUAUUGAAGGUUUCAGUGAUGCUAUUCUACCGGUCGUGUCGCGCCGAGCCCGUUUCGUCGGAUUAGACUUUGAUGCGGUCGAUGAGCAUAUCUACUACUCGGACGUACUGCAGGAUGUGAUCUAUCGGGUGCAUCGCAACGGUACUGGGCGCGAGAUUGUGCUCGCCUCCCAGAAUGAAGGUGUGGAAGGAUUGGCGGUGGAUUGGGUUUCUAAGAACCUGUACUAUAUCGAUAGCCGCAAGGGCACGCUGAACGUGCUGUCCACGCGCAAUACCAGCUAUCGCCGGACGCUGCUCAAGAACCUGAAACGUCCGCGAGCGAUCGUGGUCCAUCCGAACCGUGGCUACAUCUACUUCUCCGAGUGGGACCGUCCGGCGAACAUUAGCCGCGCGAAUGCCGACGGCAGUGGACUGAUCGUGUUCCGCAACUUGACGCUCGGUUGGCCGAACGGUUUGUCGAUAGAUUUCCGCGAAGACCGGGUGUACUGGUGUGACGCACUGCUCGAUCACGUGCAGCACUCCAACCUGGACGGCACGAACGUGCAGACGGUGAACUCUCGCCUAAUCCGCCACCCGUUCUCGAUCGUCAUACACGAGGACUGGAUGUACAUUACCGACUGGCGGUUGGAUGCGAUCGUACGGCUGAACAAGCUGAACGGCGAGCAGGAAGAGAUAAUGGUACGGGAACCGCAAACCAACCGACUGUACGGUGUGAAGGUGUACAGUCACAGCGUGCAGAGCAUUGACGCGAGUCAACCGUGCGGCGUUAACAAUGGCGGAUGUGAGAAGCUUUGUUUCGCGCUGCCACGCAACGAGACGGAGGAAUCGACCACGGAAGCAGCGGGUGGUAUGUCACCGGCGGUGGGUGGAACGGGCCGGCUAGUCGUGAAGUGCGGUUGCCCGUACGGCGAACGACUCGGCGACGAUGGACGCACCUGUCUGUCCGAUCCAAAUGCAGAGCCACCGGUACAGGCGUGUCCGAACACGUGGGACUUUACCUGCAACAAUCAGCGCUGCAUACCGAAAUCGUGGAUCUGUGACGGUGAUGACGAUUGUUUGGACAACUCGGAUGAGGAACAGAACUGCACGAAACCAACGUGUGGUGCGAACGAGUUCCAGUGCAAAUCGGGACGAUGCAUCCCGCUGAACUUCCGGUGUGACCAGGAGAACGAUUGUGGCGACCAUUCGGACGAGUUCGAGUGUGGCAAUGUGACGUGCGCCGCGUCCCAGUUUGCGUGCGAAAAUGGACGCUGCAUCCCGAACAUCUGGAAGUGUGACAGCGAGAACGAUUGUGGCGACGGUUCGGACGAGGGACCGUUCUGUGCGGAGAAAACGUGCGCUUACUUCCAGUUUACGUGCCCGCGGACCGGCCACUGCAUACCGCAGAGCUGGGUGUGCGACGGUGAUGACGAUUGCUUCGACAAGCAGGACGAGAAGGACUGUCCACCGAUCACGUGUCUGGCGAACCAGUUCAAGUGUGCCGAUUUGCGGCAAUGUGUGGAGGAACCGUACAAAUGCGACGGCAUACCGGACUGUAACGAUGGUAGCGACGAGCUCGGCUGUCCGACGAUGGAACCGAACCAGUGCAAUCUGGAGAAACACUUCCGGUGCCGGUCGUCGGGCGUUUGCAUCCCGAUCGCGUGGCACUGCGACGGUUCGAACGAUUGUGAUGAUCAUUCGGAUGAGGAGGACUGCAGCAAGAUUACCUGUCCAAACGGGUUCUACAAGUGUGCGAACGCGAAGUGCGUGUUUAAGGCAUACAUCUGCGACGGUAAGGAUGACUGUGGGGACGGAUCGGACGAGAGUGUGGAGCAUGCGUGCAUAACACCACCGCAACGGUGCCCCCACGGUCAGUGGGCCUGCCCGGGCGUAACGGAACGCUGCGUCAACCUGACGUCCGUGUGUGAUGACGUGCCGGACUGUCCAAAUGGUGCGGACGAAGGGUUGGGUUGUGAUCUGGCCCAGUGCCAACAUCAGACCGGUCUCUGCUCGAACGGUUGCCAGAAGACACCGCUCGGUGCGCUUUGCAUCUGUCCACCGGGCGAGGAACUGGCGCCGGACAACUAUACCUGCAAGGAUUUGAACGAGUGUGACCCACCUGGGCUAUGUUCGCAGCGCUGCACCAACACGAAGGGUUCGUACUUCUGCUCGUGCGUCGAUGGGUACGUGCUGGAGCCGAACAAGCACACGUGCAAGGCAGUUAAUCAUCCGGCCGCGUUCCUGAUCAUCUCGAACCGUCACUCGAUAUUGGUGGCAGAUCUGAAGGAACAGGGCCUCGAACGGGUACCAAUCAUCGUGGAGAACGUAGUCGCGACCGCAUCCAACAUGCACACUGGUACCAUCUUCUGGAGCGACAUGAAGCUGAAGAAGAUCUCCCGUCUGGACAGGGGCAUGGAACCUCAGGAAAUCAUCACUACCGGGUUGGAUCUGGUGGAGGGCCUUGCGUACGACUGGAUCGGCCAGAAUCUAUACUGGCUCGACAGCAAGCUCAACACGAUCGAGGUAGCACACGAAAACGGCACGAAUCGGUUGGUGCUGGUGCGCGAAAACAUUACCCAACCGCGUGGCAUGUGUCUCGAUCCGAGCCCGAACGCAAAAUGGCUGUUCUGGACGGACUGGGGCGAAAAUCCACGCAUCGAGCGCAUCGGUAUGGAUGGUACGAUGCGAGAAACCAUCAUCAGCACAAAGAUUUACUGGCCGAACGGAUUAACGCUCGAUGUGGCGACACAGCGCGUUUACUUUGCUGACUCGAAGCUCGACUUUAUCGACUUUUGCUAUUACAACGGUACCGGUCGGCAGCAGGUUCUGGCCGCCAGCCACUAUCUACUGCACGCCCACUCACUCUCGCUGUUUGAGGACACACUGUACUGGACGGAUAGGCAGCUGAACCGUGUACUGUCGGCGCACAAGUACCGUGGCACGAAUCAGACGGUCGUCAGCCAUCUCAUCUCGCAGCCGUUGUCUGUGCACGUGCAUCACCCGUCACUGCAGCCGCAGUACGAAAGUCCGUGCCGUAAGGCAAGCUGUCAGCACGUUUGCCUGCUGAGCCCGUCGGAUCCGGCCGGCUACACGUGCAAGUGCCGGCCCGGAUAUCGAUUGCUCUCGGAGGGUCGUUGUACUGAGGAGGAGAAUGCGUUCAUCAUGCUGCUUAAGGGCAACCAGAUUGUGGAUGUGCCGUUUAAUGGUGGUGAUGCACGGUCGGCAGGUUUGAUGCCGGUGGUAGGUAUCGAGGGUGGCAUCAGCCUGGACUACGAUCGUAAGGGCGAGAUGGUUUACUGGGUGCAAGGACGCGACGAAUCGGACGACGAAAACUGUACGAUCUAUGCGACACCCUACGGUGGUGGUAAUAGGACGGAAUUCCUUGGCCCGGACACGGGACUCGUGGGGGCCGCAUACACCAUCGCGUUCGACUGGAUCGGACGAAACCUGUACGUGGGCAAUCGACUUGCAUCGAACAUAGAGGCAAUCAGUGUCGAUGGUAAGGUGCGUUACCGUACCGUGGUGCUGGCCAACGAUGGUAACCGCACAUCGGUAGCGAAACCGAAACAGCUCGCCCUGGAUCCUGCCGACGGUCGCCUGUUCUGGAUCGACGAGGGUGGCUUCGGUGUGCUGACGAAGGUCGCCUCCGCUGGUAUGGAUGGAUCGGAUCCGCGUGUUCUUGACGAUACGGUCCAAUUUCCGGAAUCGAUCACGGUUGAUGCGGAAAAGCGGCGCGUGUACUACAGCACCCGUCUACCGCCGGCUGUCAUGUCGAUCGAAUACGACGGUACCGGGCAGCGUACGAUUCUGAGCGAAGAGAACGCCAUCUCUCGACCGCGUGCACUGGCCGUGCUCGAGUCGCGUCUCUAUUUCCUUGACCCAACGUACGAAAAGCUGGCGCGCGUUGAUCUGCCAAAUGGUGACAAUGCGAAACUGAUUCUGGACAACGAGCCCGACCUGCGCCAGAUGGUUAUCUACCGGAAGCGUUCGUCUCUGCAGCAUCCGUGCACGAUGAAUAAUGGUGGAUGCGAGCAUCUCUGCAUUCCGCACACCGGCUCAUCACGCGUUUGUGCGUGCGGCGUCGGCUACAAGAAGGAGAACGAGGUUGCCUGCACACCGUACAAAACAUUCGCAGUGGUAUCGCAGCUGGAUGUGACGCGUGGUUUUAGCCUGCGUGACAGUACGGAAGCGAUGGUACCGAUUUCCGGCCCGGGACAUCACAUCCUGCACGUGGACGUGCUUUACCGCGAAUCGUGGAUCUACUGGGUCGAGUACAACCGUGGCCACUGGAAUGGUAUCUUCCGCGUGCGGCCGAACGGUACCGAGUUGCAGCACAUCAUACGGGAAGGCAUCGGUAGCAACGGUAUCCGUGGCAUUGCCAUCGACUGGGUGGCGGGCAACAUGUACUUUACGAAUGUGUUCCCACACGAAAACUAUGUGGAGGUGGCGUGGCUGGAUGGUACACACCGUAAGGUGCUGGUGAAGACGACCAACGAUGCACCGCGUGAACUGGCUGUCAACCCGAUCAAGCGACUACUCUACUGGAUCGACUACGGACAGUAUCCACGCAUCGGCAAGUGCUAUCUGGAUGGUUCGAACUGGACGCCGGUAGUAACGUCUGGAAUAUCGAACCCGCGAGAUCUUACCGUCGACAUGCUCACGCACGACGUGUAUUGGGUCGAUUCGAAGCUGGACAUGAUACAGAAGGUGUCGUACAGUGGGGGCCACCGUCAGGUGAUCCGACGCAACCUUGCCAACCCGAUGGCACUGGCUGUGUUCCUUACCGAUGUGUACUGGGUCGAUCGCAAUUUAGCGAGCGUGUUCCGUGCGUCCAAGUUCCCGGGCAACAGUACACGUCCGGAGCGACUACGCACCAACCUGCCCAAGCUGCGUGACAUCACGAUCUACGACAUUAACAGUCAGCCAAUGGAUGACGCGAAUCCUUGCCUACGGCUGGGUAAUGGAGGCUGUGAUCAGCUCUGCUUUGCCCUACCACCAGACUACAGCCAGAAGCCAAGCUUCCGUUGUGAUUGUGCAGUUGGUCGACUGGCUACCGAUGGACGGCGCUGUGAGCUGACGGACGAGUACAUCAUCUUCGCAACGCGCACCGAAAUCCGGGCCAUCGAUCUAGAUCCAGCGUCAACGAACGUUCCAUUCGCACCGGUAGUCAACCUAACGAACGUGGUUGGACUCGACUUUGAUUAUGCCGACAACAAGCUGUUCUUUACGCAGAUUCGUCCCUGGUCGAAGAUUGCCUGGCUGCGGGGAGACAAGCCGGACGCGUCCGCUAUUACGCCCGUCAUAACGCGUGGCAUCAAUCCGGAGGGUAUCGCGUACGACUGGACGCAGCGCAAGAUCUACUGGACGGACAGUUCGAACAAUUCAAUCUACGCGAUGAACACGGACGGUACGGAGCUGGUGAUGAUUGCGCGCGUCGAACGGCCCCGUGCGAUCGUGCUGGAUCCGUGCAACGGUACGCUGUACUUUACCGAUUGGGGCCGCUUCGGUACGUCUGGCAAGAUUUUCCGUACGACAAUGGCCGGUUCGCUGAAGCGCGCGAUCAUCGAUCGGGAUCUGUCGCAACCGUCCGGGCUGGCGAUAGACUACGACGAACGGAUGCUGUACUGGACGGAUGCAGUGCGGGAAAAAAUUGAACGCUCCCAGCUGGAUGGGCGCAAUCGGGAGGUGCUGAUUGCGGCCACCAUCUACCCGUUCGCGAUAACCGUGUUCCGGAACUACAUCUACUGGACCGAUCUGCAGUUGCGGGGUGUGUACCGAGCGGAAAAGCACACCGGUGCCGGGGUGCACGAGAUGGUGAAACGUUUGGAAGAUUCGCCCCGCGACAUACACAUCUACAGUGCGACGCGCCAGCAGUGUCAGGCGAAUCCGUGCCUGCAGAACAAUGGUGGCUGUGCGCAGAGCUGCCAUCCGGGUGCGAACGGUAAGCCGGAGUGUAAAUGUGACGACACCACCAAGCCGGUCAACGAGGGCCGCAUGUGUGCGCCAAAGAAUCACACAUGCGAUGCGAGCAAGUUCUACUGCCAGAACGGCAAGUGCAUCUCGCGCAUGUGGUCUUGCGAUGGUGACGACGACUGUGGGGACGGGUCGGACGAGGACGUCAACUACUGUGCGUUCCACUCGUGCGCACCGAACGAGUUCCGGUGUGCGAACGGGCGGUGCAUCUUCAAGUCGUGGAAGUGUGAUCACGAAAACGACUGUAAGGAUGGUUCGGACGAGGAGGGCUGCUCGUACCCACCUUGCGUAGAUGGUGAGUUUACCUGUGCGAAUGGGCGUUGCAUACCGCAGGCCCAGGUUUGCAACGGUGUUAACGACUGCAAAGAUAAUGGUACGUCGGACGAGACGCAUGAACGGUGUCCGACAAACACGACCUGCCCGCCGAACCAUCUCAAGUGCGACCGGACGAACAUCUGCGUGGAACCGUACUGGUUGUGCGAUGGCGAUAACGAUUGCGGUGACAACUCGGACGAGAAUCCGCUGCACUGUGCGCAGCGCACCUGUCCACAGAACAGCUUCCGGUGCCCGAAUCAUCGGUGCAUACCGGCCACGUGGUACUGCGAUGGGGACGAUGAUUGUGGGGACGGUGCGGACGAACCGCCAGAGUACUGCAAAUCGGAGGGCCGCACCUGCUUCGGCGACUUGUUCACCUGCGACAACGGUAAUUGCAUACCGCGCAUCUACAUCUGCGACGGCGAUAACGACUGUCUGGACAACUCGGACGAGGACAACCGGCAUCAGUGCAACGAUCGUAAGUGUGACGAGGACACGGAGUUUACCUGCCACGAGAACAAGGCGUGGGCCCGUGCCCAGUGCAUACCGAAGAAGUGGAUCUGCGACGGUGAUCCGGACUGUGUGGAUGGGGCCGAUGAAAAUACGACCCUGCAGCACUGCCCGUCGCCGCAACCGUGUGGAGAGGAUAUGUUUACCUGCUCCAAUGGCCGGUGUAUCAAUCAGGGUUGGGUGUGCGAUCAUGAUAACGACUGUGGAGAUGGAUCGGACGAGGGCAAGAGUUGCAACAGUCAGUACAAAACGUGCACGCCGCAAGAAUUCACCUGUCAGAACUUCAAGUGUAUUCGGAACCAGUAUCGAUGCGACGGCGAGGAUGACUGUGGCGAUCAUUCGGAUGAAGUCGGAUGUAAGAAGGAGAACAGUACGUGUGCGGAGGGCAAGUUUACCUGCAACAAUGGGCAGUGCAUCGACUAUCAUCUGGUGUGCAACAAGGUACCGGAUUGUUCGGACGAGUCGGACGAACCGCUACACUGCAACGUGGACGAGUGUGCCAAGGUGGAGAUACACCGGUGUGGUCACAAGUGCGUUGAUACGCUCACCAGCUACUACUGUGACUGCAACCAGGGCUACAAGUUGCUAGAGGACGGUAAGGCCUGUGCUGAUAUUGACGAGUGUAUAGAAACGCCUGGCGUUUGUUCGCAACACUGCUCCAAUACACCCGGCGGCUACUACUGCAAGUGUGACGAACGGUACUACGAGCGACAGAACGAUGAGCAUACCUGCAAGCGUAAGGACGCAACGGAACCAUGGUUGAUCUUCAGCAACAAGUACUAUGUGCGCAAUAUGUCCACCGACGGCCACCAGUACAAUCUGAUCCACCAGGAUCUGAUGAACGUUGUGGCGAUCGAUUUCGACAUGAAGGAGCACGAGAUGUACUUCUGUGACGUGACGGCCAAAACGAUCUUUAAGUCAACGUUUGGUUCACUGACCGGGGACGGUGUGCGCAUCGAGAAGACACCGGUGAUCAAGCACGAUUCGCACGGGCUGGAAGGUAUCGCGAUCGAUUGGGUUGGCCGCAAGCUAUACUGGUUGGAUCGUCACUCGAAGAAUCUGGAUGUAGCUGAGCUGGAUGGUACACGCCGCAAGACGCUACGGUCGGGUGUGGUAGAUCCGCGUGCCAUCGUCGUACAUCCUGGUAUUGGAUAUUUGUACUUUACUUCCUGGCACCUGCAGGCGUACAUCGCCAAGAUGGGCAUGGAUGGGUCGAACUUUACGCGUAUUCUCACCUGGGAAGAUGAUAUUGCGUGGCCGAAUGCACUCGCGAUCGAUUACUUCACCGAUCGAAUCUACUGGGCCGAUGCCCAUCUGGACUAUAUUGCGUUUGCCGAUCUUGAGGGACGGCACCGGCACGUGGUGUUGUCUGGUGCGCGGGUACCGCACGUGUUUGCCCUUUCCAUCUUCGAUGACAGCCUGUUCUGGACCGAUUGGAAUCUGAAGGCGAUUCUGCGUGCGAACAAGUUUACUGGCGCGAACUAUACGGUGGUUCGCAACACCACACACCGUCCGUACGAUGUGCACAUUAGCCAUCCACUGCGACAGAUAGCGUUCCAGAAUCCGUGCGGCACGACCAAUGGUGGAUGUUCACAUCUGUGCUUGCUAGCGCCACCGCUCGAAUCGACCUAUCUGAACGUGGAAGGCUAUCUGGAGGAGGGAGCACCGAGCUACAGGUGCGCCUGCCCGAAUCAGUUCUAUCUGGCGCGGGACCAGAAGACAUGCAUUGCCAACUGUACCAGCGGACAGCACCGAUGCGGUGGGGAUGACGAGAAGUGUAUUCCGUGGUUCUGGAAGUGUGACGGCGAGCCAGACUGUAAGGAUAAGUCGGACGAACCGGAAAGCUGCCCGGCCCGGCACUGUCGCGCUGGCACGUUCCAGUGUGGCAAUGGUAAUUGUACACCUUCGACAACGAUCUGCGACGGUACGGAUGAUUGUGGCGAUGGUACGGAUGAGCAUAACUGUGAUCUGCCGUGCCCGGUGUCGGACUUUAAGUGCAAGUCCAGUGGACGCUGCAUACUGGAUAGCUGGAAGUGUGACGGUGAUGCCGACUGCAAGGAUGGUAGCGAUGAGGAUCCAGAAAUAUGUCACAAACGCACGUGUGAUCCGGAGACGGAGUUUAGCUGCAAGAACGGACGCUGCAUACCGAAGCUGUGGAUGUGCGACUUUGACAACGACUGUGGGGACGAUUCGGACGAACCAGCGUACAUGUGCCGACAGCGCAACUGCACUACGGGAUGGUCACGCUGUCCAGGACAGUCCAACUAUCGGUGCAUUCCGAAAUGGCUGUUCUGCGAUGGUAAGGACGACUGUCGGGAUAAGAGCGACGAGCUGCCGGAGAACUGCCCACAGUGCAAUCUUGAAACUGACUUCAAGUGCAACAAUAACCGUUGCAUUCCAAGGCAAUGGAUGUGCGACUUUGCAGACGAUUGUGGUGAUGGUAGCGACGAAAGCGAGGCCCAAUGUAAGGGCAAGUACCGCGAAUGCUCCGAGUCCGAAUUCCGCUGCGACAAUGGUAAAUGUAUCUCGAGCCGCUGGCGUUGCGACCACGAGGAUGACUGUGGUGACAACUCGGACGAGUACGGAUGUGAAGGCUUCCAGUGCAAGAAUGGCACGUUCCAGUGUGCCUCGGGACAUUGUAUUGCAGCGUACUUCCGGUGCGACGGUGAUCGCGAUUGUCGCGAUAUGUCGGACGAGAUCGGUUGCCCGCCACGUUUCCCCGGCGGCCGGUACUGUCCCGAGUCGCGCUUCCAGUGUGCAAACAAUCUGUGUGUGCUGCCCUCAGACCUGUGCGACGGUACGGAUGACUGUGGCGAUAACUCGGACGAGGCGGCCUCUGUCUGCACCAACUUUAACUGUGACACGCUGCGCCGGUUCCAGUGUGCGAAUCAUCGGUGUGUCGCCCGGUAUCAGAUCUGCGACGGUGUCGACAACUGUGGAGAUGGUUCGGACGAGAACAAUAUGACGCUGUGCGCGGCUCGGCAAAAGCCGUGCGAUCUGUACACACAGUACCAGUGUGCGAACAAGAAGUGUAUCGAUCGGGCCCAGGUAUGCGACUAUGCGGACGAUUGUGGGGACGGAUCGGACGAGUUGGGCUGCCACCGCACGGCAAGCUGUUCGGCACUGACCAAGGGUGGCUGUGAGCAUCACUGCGUGAAUCUGACGGACGGUGGAUACAUUUGCGCCUGCUACUCUGGGUUCAUUAUUGACGCGGCCAACAAAAAGCGCUGCACGGAUAUUGACGAGUGUGAGACGGGUACGCACGGUUGUUCGCAUCUCUGCACGAACCUGAACGGUACGUACGAGUGUAGCUGUCGCGAAGGUUUCCGGCUGUCGGAUCGCGUGUCCGGCGUGUGUAAGGCGCUCAAGGGUGAACCGCUGCUGGUGCUGUCGGGUGGGCCCGAGAUCCGGGCGUACGAUACCGUUCAGAACCGCCAGUUUGAUGUGAUUGCCGGCGAAAAGCGUAUCGAGGCGCUCGACUACAAUCCCGAAUCGCAGAUGAUAUUCUGGACGGACAGCUACGACAAAACGAUCAAACGCUCGUACAUGGUGAACGCGAUGAACGGCGAUGCGAAGGUUGGUUUCGCACAGGAUCUCAACAUGAAGGGUGGCACAAAGCCGACCGCACUCGCCGUCGACUGGGUCGCGGAUAAUCUGUACUGGGCUGAAACGGAUCGUACCGGGUCGAAGCCUCGUGGUCGCAUCAUGGUAGCGAAAACGGAUGGCAGGUACAGGCGCGCACUGGUGCAGACGUUACUGGAAGUACCGACGGCAAUUGCGGUCGAUCCACAGCUCGGUCGGAUGUAUUGGGCCGAUGCCGGUAGCGCACCCAAAAUUGAAGUUUCCUGGAUGGAUGGUUCGAAACGGCGGCCCAUGAUUACGGAAGCGAUCCGGCAUCCAGCAGGAUUGACGAUCGACUACUCGCAGGAUCAUGCCGUGUACUGGGUCGACACCAAGCUGAACACGAUCGAGGUGAUGAAGAAGGACGGUACGAUGCGUCGCACGGUGUUGAAGGGCGAUCUGCUGAAGCAUCCUGUUUCACUGGACGUGUUCGAAUCGAAUCUGUACUGGGUAACGCGCGAUACCGGGGAGCUGCUGCGCCAGGAUAAGUUUGGCCGUGGAGUUCAGGUGACGGUACAACGCAACCUUGCCAAUCCGUCCAGCAUUAAGGUCUACCAUGAGUUGCGUUACAACACCACGCUAAACAACCCGUGCUACCGGAACCCGUGCUCGCAUCUCUGUCUGCUGGUACCCGGUGGACGUCGCUGUUCCUGCCCGGACAAUACUGUACCGACGUCGCACCGCAGCACGGCGGAAAUUGUUUGUGAUGCCCCUGCCGAACGACCACGACCGGCACCACGUGUUUGUCCUUGCCAAAAUGGAGGACUCUGCAAGGAGGCAGACCCAGGCCAGGGCACCGUAACCGGUGAGCUGGUGUGCGUGUGCCUGCCCGAGUUCUCUGGCAUCCAUUGCGAGGUGUACAGUGAGAAGAUACUCGGUGCCGCCGGCAGCAGCACGACUGCCAUUUUUGUACCGCUGUUGAUCGUUAUGCUGAUCGCCAUUGCCAUCGGGCUGUUCGUCAUUGUCAAGAAACGACCAUUUGGCAAACCGAGCCUCAGCUCGUCGCAGAGCGUUUCGUUCCGUCCCGGCACAAACGUUGAGUUCAAUUCGUCAGAAUUCCCAUCCGCCCAGAGACUGCCUGGUGCUACGGGUACUGCCGGUGGCAACGCUACCGGUACCGCCAUCACACCACUCGACGGUUACAGUCUCGAUACACUGAACAACAAAAACACCGACUUCAGCAACCCGAUGUACGACGCCGUCCAGGCCGGAUCCGAUCCGAUGCCAACAUCCAACAUGCCCACGGACAUCUACGAAGUUCCAUCAGAUGUGGGCAAGUUGAACGGCCGAAAGGAAGGAUCAACCCUCUCGAGCGGACCGUUCACUGAACCGGUUUCGGCCAUACUGGCCCCGAGCAGCAUCACGCACAAAACCUCGCCCCAGCUGAACUUGCGCCCGAAGGAGCUUAACCCUUCGAUGCACGACACGGGCAAGGAUACGCAGCUGCUGGUGGAGGAGGACAAAUCGGAGUGCUAGGCGUAAGACGGGAAGGGGUGUGUGUUUUUUUUUUUUUUGUAAAUGUGCUGUAGGAGCCAAGCUCAAAUCAAGCAAGCAAGGAUGCAAUG